AUGCCUCCGAACGGAGGUGCCGCCUCUCUUCAGGCUAAGAUGAACAGGCAGCGACAGCUGGCGCUGGAGAGGCAGCGUGUGUCUGCCAGGAAGCAACUUGGCGCCGGCGUGAUCGCCAGCUCAAACCCCUUGAUGCAGAGUUCACCUUUCCGGGGGGGAGAUUGGGAUCAGAUCGUCCCCGACAAGUUGGGAAUAUCGCCCAGUGCCAAGAAAGAGACCAGGUCGCCUGGUGACUUCCAGACAGCGCCAAAUUCUCCUCAGGAUUCCAGCCCUACAGAGCGCAGCGAGCUACCGACGACGGUGAAGAGCGGUUCGAAGGCGGACUUUGAUGAUGCUCUAGAUGGCUUAGCUGAGGAGCUGCUACUGGACGAUCGGCACCCCGGAGUCGGUCCGCUCAAAAGAGCCGCGGAGCCAGGUGGCCUAGGCAGUUCUUCGCCAUCUCGGCCCUUUGGGCAGCCGGCUGCGGAAAUGCGGGUCAUCGGACCAAAGCCGGGCUCAAACGCCUGGGGUGGGGACGCGCCACACAAGGCUGGCGUCCACCCGAACGGGUCCAGCCUCACGGGGAUCGACGAGGACAGCGUCUUAGAGGGAUCCCUGGAGCCCUCGGGUGUCCGAGGCGUCGGCUUUCAAGGCCGGUUUAGCAAUCGGAAGCAGCAGACGCUUGUCCUCGAUGAAGACCAUCCGGAGGCUGCUGUUGGGCCGAUCCACGCAAACAACGGCCUGCGGCCCCCGAUUACACCUCCUGCGCAGCCCGGAAAGUCCUGGGAUUUAAACGUGGAGGUGCACGAGCCCAAGACGGAUCCAGGCAGGCGCAGCAAAGCUGGGGGCAAGUCCUGGUGGCCGUUCAGUGGGGCAAACGGAGGAGGCCCUGAAGGUAAAGAAGAGGUCAUCACGGAGAUCUCUUCUUUCACCUUUGACUGA
Molecule: messenger RNA, 921 nt
Organism: Symbiodinium sp. CCMP2592
Lineage: Eukaryota; Dinophyceae; Suessiales; Symbiodiniaceae
Source: the annotation of a GenBank genome assembly